This is a messenger RNA of Suillus subalutaceus, 1445 nucleotides long. RefSeq lists its product as uncharacterized. NCBI's taxonomy places the organism in Eukaryota, Fungi, Basidiomycota, Agaricomycetes, Boletales, Suillaceae. The coding region runs from base 249 to 1343 and encodes 364 amino acids. The transcript is spliced from 9 exons. The record is from RefSeq and is a predicted model, not a curated record.
AUUCAACGCGCGCACUUAUGGCAUGCUAGUACUCUUAGUCAGGGUCAGGGUGACCCUAGGUUCGUCGGGUCUGCUCACGAAUACAUAUAUGAGUCUUCACUAUGUCAAUUGCUCGAUAAUUAAUUCCUCUGACCGUCCAACUUCGUAGUGGGGCAGUUUCGGACUUUCGUCUGUCACUUCUUUAUUAUUCCUUGUUCAACUUCAGUCGCUCCUUUACUUGGCAUUGCCGGUUCCUGCUUGCGCCAGUGAUGUCCGACCCCUCCGUCGAUCCUAUUGCACGCAACAUUGCUAUAAUGACAACGAUAUUCACUGGGCUCAUGGUCUCUGAGUAUAUGUGGUCUCUAUCCGAUGAAACCAGGCUGGUCUGGCCGCGAUUUUGGAAGACCAUAGAAGCCAAGAAUUUUGUGGUGAUCAGGUAUGCCGGUUUAACCGGACAAAUCUUCAACAUCUGGUUUGCGUUUAGGAUGGCCUCGGGGGUUCCAAACAGUCCGUCCGCUUGCAUAGCAUGGUGCUUGUACCAGACUGUGACGACCCAGUGUCUGCUAUUUUCAGUGCAGUUAUUACUUAUGCGGCGGGUGUACAAAAUGUUCAACAAAAGCAAAUCUAUCUUUGCACUCUCGGUCAUCUUCAGCGGCACGCAGUUGGCCGCUAUGGCUGCCAGCGCUCGAUUGUUUAUAACUGGCACUGGCUAUUCCCCCACUUGCGUCAUAAUCUCGUCUCAUCACAGUCGGAACUUUGUCGGCGUCUCAAUCAUUGUGACCUUUAUGUUCAUCCUUGUUACAAUGCUAUGGCGGUUCUUCGGAACCACAUCCAGCGGGUCGGAAGCUCUGCGUGCUUGGCUCAGGCUUGCAGUCCGCGACGGCAGCUGCACGAUCUUUGCGAUAAUGGUAAUCAUCAUCUUUAUGUUUCUCUGCAACAUGCGCGUCAUCGACACAAAGAUGAGUGGAAACAUCAUCUUUUACGUACUAAUUCUCUGCCUUUGGUUUGCUGCUGGACGUAUAGUUCUUCACCAAGAGAAACUGCGUAAAAUCCAAGAAUCCCAGAUGGGUGACGUUAAUGAUCCAAGUCGGUGGACUCAGUCGAUCGAGGUGGACCUUGAUGACAUUGCCAUUGCAUCUUUUGAUGACCCAGAUGCAUGUCCGCCGAGCCCCUCCAGCUUGGAGGUCGAGUCGACCGAAGUUUCCACCCCGCUCGACUUUAUGUCAGACGCAGGAACGAGGGACAUCGCUGACGAACACCUUUACGAGUGGGAGGAGGACAAUGUGCCGCUGACGAGCUGUGCACCUACAUUCGUGCUCAUCGAAAGACGUAUCGGUGGUGAGGGAUCAGGUUCCACAGAGUAAAAUAAAUCCAUUCGUUUUAUGAGACAAUCAUGAGUUCCGUAGUACAUGACAUAUUGCUAAUAGUUUCAAAUUGCCAGGCAUGUAGUGCCACCUUUGAAGUGA